This is a messenger RNA of Neodiprion fabricii, 691 nucleotides long. Its product is annotated as translation machinery-associated protein 7 homolog. The coding region runs from base 316 to 510 and encodes 64 amino acids. The transcript has 2 exons. Lineage: Eukaryota; Metazoa; Arthropoda; Insecta; Hymenoptera; Diprionidae. The record is from RefSeq and is a predicted model, not a curated record.
ACUUUUGUAAUAGCGCAUGCGCUAUGGCUUCUAUAUUCUAUAGAUCUGUGUAUUCUGCCUAUGGUUCACAGUAUCGGUAUUCAGCAGUUGCAGUAGUCUGCGAUAGCAGGAAGGACGUAAAAUCUGAGACCCCAAGGCAAACCUAACACGUAUGUACAGAGGGAAAUUACUCAAGCAGUUGAUCCUAAAAGAGAUACAAACAGUUGACUUGGAGUCAACGAGUGGAGGACACCAUCGCCGACGCCACUUUUGGGUUGUCGAUUAUUCGACGUUUUUCUAUCGUAAAAUUUAAAAUCUUUCAACACCGAUCACAGGAUGUCCGGACGGGACGGUGGGAAGAAAAAACCAUUGAAAGCACCCAAGAAAGAAUCAAAGGAUUUAGAUGAGGAAGAUGUUGCAUUCAAGCAAAAGCAGAAGGAACAGCAAAAGGCCUUGGCAGAGGCCGCAAAGAAAGCAGGUCAGAAAGGACCCCUGGUCAGCGGUGGCAUCAAAAAAUCUGGAAAGAAGUGACCCCACACACUCAUCUGCUGGGAAAAUACUCUGCAAAACUCUCAACAGCUGCCUAAAUGAAAUAAUAAUCAUUAAAUCACAAUAAUGGAAAUUUCUGAACUCUAUGUAUCGUUCGUUUAUCUACAAUCCUACAAAGUUUCAUGGAUCUUAAACUCUUGCAAAUAAAAAACUUUACAUACAA